Messenger RNA from Priceomyces carsonii, 2715 nucleotides. It is a transcript of the gene SEC24, whose product is annotated as COPII subunit. The transcript has a single exon. Gene Ontology annotation, molecular function: zinc ion binding; SNARE binding. Gene Ontology annotation, cellular component: endoplasmic reticulum exit site; COPII vesicle coat. Lineage: Eukaryota; Fungi; Ascomycota; Pichiomycetes; Serinales; Debaryomycetaceae. The record is from RefSeq and is a predicted model, not a curated record. Gene Ontology annotation, biological process: endoplasmic reticulum to Golgi vesicle-mediated transport; COPII-coated vesicle cargo loading; intracellular protein transport. The coding region runs from base 1 to 2715 and encodes 904 amino acids.
AUGUCAAGCAGAAAAAGAGCAUAUCCAAAGCCUCAGUAUGCGAUAAACACUCCACAAGCGGUAGAAACUCAGUACCAACAACCACCGCCUGGUGUCGCGCAACAAGCAUAUGGUGUUGACCAGAUGAAUGGUCAAUUCCAAAACCUAAAUGUCGGAGGAACUGCUACCACGCAAGAUCAGUAUCAGUAUAACCAGUUUCAAGCACCUCCUGUCCAACAAAGCUAUGAUUCGUAUUACCAGCAACAGGCUCCCCAACAGCCAACUUUUCAAUCUCAGGGCAGCUAUUAUGGGUCUCAACAAUCAUCACAAGCAUUGCCAUUAAAUCAGUUGUACUCGACAGAUUUAUUGAGAGAACUUCCUCCUUCGAUAAGUGACUUAUCAUUGCCUCCACCCCCCAUUGUCUUGCCAAGUGAUACGGCUUUAAUUCCAGGUUCGGAGACAGCAAAUGCUCCUCCAGACUAUUUCAGAUCAACAUUAAAUGUUAUUCCGACUAGUCAUUCGCUUUUAAAGAAAUCGAAGUUACCAUUUGCCCUAGUCGUGAGACCGUACACUACUCUUCACAUUGAAGAUGACGAUGUUCCUGCUACGAGUGAUACAAUAAUUAGUAGAUGUCGUCGUUGUCGGUCAUACAUAAACCCUUUCAUUACGUUGACUGAGCAGGGGAGACGUUGGAGAUGCAACAUUUGUGGUCUUCAAAAUGACAUCCCUUCCGCAUUUGAAUAUAAUGAGAUUACAAGAACAGCUAAAAAUAAGUUCGAUAGAACAGAACUCAAUCAUUCAGUUGUGGAAUUUGUUGCUCCAAAGGAAUACAUGGCUAGGUCUCCUCAGCCAAUUGUCUUUACUUUUAUCAUUGAUGUCUCAAUUGAGGCUGUUAACUCUGGUUUAACUGGAACCAUUACUAGGACAAUAUUGGAGAGCUUAGACCGUAUUCCGAAUCAAAAUAAGACCGCAAGGGUUUCAUUCAUUGGUGUUGAUUCCAAUUUAUACUAUUUUAAGUUCAAUGAAGGACUAGAGGGAACUGAAAUUUUGGUAGUUUCUGAUAUAGACGAACCAUUCUUACCUUCGCCUGAUGGUUUACUAGUUAACCUUAAUGAAAACAGAGAUGCAAUUGAGAGAUUAUUGAUUGAUUUCCCCACUUAUUUCGAAGACACAGCAAAUUCAAGCUUUGCUCUAGGUCCAGCACUCAGAGCGGGUCACAAGAUGAUCAGCAAUAUCGGUGGUAAAUUGAUUUGUUUUACAUCUUCGUUACCCAAUUUAGGUGAAGGUAAAUUGAACGUAAGAGACGAGGCUGCAUUUUCCGGUAAACCUAAAGAAACGCAGAUGCUUCUAACGCCAGCUGACAAAUUUUACAAAAGUUUUGCCGUUGAUUGUAAUGGCGCUCAAAUAUCAGUAGAUUUAUUUUUAACUUCUGCCAAAUAUCAAGAUGUCGCCACAUUAGCUAAUUUAGCUCGGUAUACUGCGGGUCAAACCCACUUUUAUCCAGCUUGGUCUAGUGCUAAAUCAGAAGACGUGACGAAAUUGUCUAGGGAAGUGAGUGAGCAUUUAUCACAGGAUAUUGCUCUUGAAGCAGUCUUGCGAGUAAGAGGUUCGACAGGAUUAAGGAUGACCUCGUUUUAUGGUAAUUUCUUCAAUAGAUCGUCAGACUUGUGCUCUUUUCCAACAUUUCCAAGGGAUCAAAGCUAUUGUAUUGAAGUUUCUAUCGAAGAAAAUAUCUCAAAACCUGUUGUUUAUUUCCAAGCUGCUGUCUUACAUACAACUUCAUUCUGUGAAAGAAGGAUAAGGGUAAUGACAUUGGCAAUUCCUACGUCUUCGAAGUUGGACGAUAUUUAUGCCUCCGCUGACCAAUUAGCAAUUACUACUUACUUUACGCAGCGAGCUGUUGAAAAGGCUCUUUCAAGCUCCUUGAUAGAUGCAAGAGAUUACUUGACUAGGUCCAUCGUUGAUAUACUAAAUGUUUACAAAAAAGAAUUGGUCGCUGGAAAUAUCUCAGGUGCUUCUCCAUUACAAUUGUCGACAAAUUUGAGAAUGUUGCCUCUCCUAUUAUUUUCCUUGACGAAGCACUUAGGCUUAAGACCCGAAAGAGUACCUUCGGAUCAUAGGGCGUCCGCCUUAAAUAUGUUGGGAUCAUUGCCGAUCCCCCAUUUGAUCAAGUAUAUUUAUCCAACAGUCUUUUCAUUACACAAUAUGGCUGAUGAGUGUGGCUUGCCGGAAACAGUUGUUACUAUUAAUGAAGAAACCGGGGAAGAGGAUGUAAUUACAACAGCCAAUAUUUUGUUACCUGAACCUAUUAAUGAUUCGAAAGCGCAUUGGGAAAAUUAUGGUUUGUACCUCAUUGAUAAUUCUAGUGAGUUGUUCUUGUGGGUUUCGGGUGAUGUUGUACCAGAUUUGGUUGCAGAUUUGUUUGGAACAGACAAUUUGUACGAAAUUCCCACUGGAAAAACUGAACUUCCUGAAUUUUCUAUAGAGGAAUCAGAAUUUAAUUAUAGAAUUCGUCAAAUCAUUGGUAAAAUAAGAACUCUGAAAGAUUCGAUAAUCAGAAAGAAUUUGUAUGUCGUUAUCGGAGGAUCCUCAAAUGAACCUAUUGAGAUUUCUCAACAGCGUGACUUGAUGGCAUUAAGGAUGUGGGCUUAUAGUUGCUUGGUCGAAGAUAAAACUGGAAGCGAGCCAGCUUACAGAGAAUUCUUAACCUCUUUAAAGAGCAAGGUGACCCAAUAA